GGCACCGUAACAGGUAUACAUUUAUCAUUGCAUCAUGUUGGUACUUGCGAUAUUGUGCUCGAUGCUACUCAGCCAAGUUAAUGCAAACUGGAAGAGCAGCAGAAGCGGUCCCAUCCGCGCAGAUAUGAAAUUCUAUGUGAUGAACAUGACAUGCAACGACGCUCGUACGCGUUGCGAGGCUUGUAAGUCAGGACAUGAAGGCGGUAUAUAUUUAGAUUUGUUUGAAUAUUCUGAAGGACCAGCAAAGUUUCAUUUUGAAGGGACAACGGCUACUUCUAAUUGGAAGGACUCAAUUUUGCAAGAGGAUCCCCUGGAGCCAUUCCGCUACUGUACCCAGAACAAAAACACAUAUUGGGGUCGCAGCGGUAUCGUCACACAUAGAUUUUAUCUUUGCGUAGACAACAUAUUCUCUGAUAUUACUGUGCCGACCGAGUGCUUCCGACCCAUUGCUUUGAUAUCAACAUCAAGCCAGCAUGGAGACGAUCGACAAAUUGGUGACCAAACAUUGUACUGUGCUAACUAACUUCAGCUCUGACAGCACGUCUUCGACGCCAAGGGCUCUGAUCAUACUUCGGUAUGGGGGGAGGGCGCUUGGCUACUCGCCCAUCAUCCCCUGUAACUUCUUUCAUCAGGUGCAUUUAAUGUAUUAUAUACCGGUUAAACGGUACAUUUAACCACAUGCUAUCACAUCAGUUCAACAUUUUUCAAAGAGCAUGAUAAUGACACGAUUCAAACACUGAUUUUGAACGAGUGUCAUUCUUGAAACUCGAAUGGAACAGUAGUUUAAGUACGUUGAAGAGUACCGCGUAAUAUAAGCAUACGUGGCUUGUAAACCACAAAUGGAAUGAAUGGUGUAUGAUAGGAACGCUUUGGUUUCAGGGCCAUUUAUGCAGUAUGAGCGAACAGCC
Molecule: messenger RNA, 908 nt
Organism: Acanthaster planci (crown-of-thorns starfish)
Lineage: Eukaryota; Metazoa; Echinodermata; Asteroidea; Valvatida; Acanthasteridae
Source: RefSeq, a predicted model, not a curated record